This is a messenger RNA of Penicillium subrubescens, 918 nucleotides long. Its product is annotated as NmrA/HSCARG family protein. The transcript has a single exon. NCBI's taxonomy places the organism in Eukaryota, Fungi, Ascomycota, Eurotiomycetes, Eurotiales, Aspergillaceae. Bases 1 to 918 code for a protein of 305 amino acids. The record is from RefSeq and is a predicted model, not a curated record.
AUGUCUUCUCCCGUCGUUUUCGUUUGCGGUGCCACCGGGAAUCAGGGAGGCGCCCUCAUCCACAACCUGGCUCAGCAUGGUAUCAAAAUCCAUGCAAUCACUCGAAACAUCAAGUCCUCCGCUGCCCAAAUUCUGCAGUCUCAAGGUGUCACUAUCUCAGAAGGCGACUUUGACAAUCAAGAAAGCCUAAAGAAAAGCAUGUCUGGCUGCACCACUCUUUUCCUGAAUCUAUCCCCCAACCACACAAAGUCCACCGCCGAAAUCGAGCAAGCCAAACAAAUCCUUGCCAUCGCCAAAGAGGUCGGAGUUCAGCACAUCAUCUAUACGACAGCCCUCGGCACCAACAACCCUGAAGCUCUCAAGCACUGGGAUCCGAACAGUCUAGUCGGGACGGCUCUCUCAGGAAAGAAAAUCAUCGAAGGGGAGGUUCGAAAUGCAGGUUUUAAGUACUGGACUAUUUUGCGACCGGGGAACUUCAUGACCAAUUACCUCUUCCCAUUAGUCCGGAUGUACGGCGGGCUUGUUGAGACCGGAACAUUUACCACGGCGUAUUCGAAGGAUACGGUGCUCCCUAUGGUCGACCCUAACGAUAUCGGCAAGUUCGCUGCUGCUGCGGUCCUUCAUCCCGUCAAGUUCAAUGGGAAGGAAAUUGAGAUUGCAUCCCAAAUGAUGGGGAUUGAGGCGGUGUUGAACGAUAUCUCUCAAGCAACUGGAAGGGAGUUACAAGUCGUAUAUCUUUCAGAGGAGGAGAUCGAGGAACAAAGUCGGCAAAAUCCUCUCAUUUAUGUUCAGCUCGUUAUGCGCGAUCUUUCGCAGUUUGUGGAUAUGGCAAAGUUGAAGGAGUGGAAGAUUGAGUUGGGUACCUUCCCUCAAUUCUUGGAGCGAGAGAAGGAACGUGUUGAGAAGACCUACUUGUGA